CUGUGGCUAUAUAUAUACAUAAAUUACAGAAUAAAAAUGAUCAACGGAGGACUCACACAACAAGAGCUUGAGUGUCUCCGAUCCCCAUUUUCAUUACCAUUAAUACCAUCAUCACCAACUGUUCAUCCCUUUUCCAAGAACCACCACGGUCCCUCUGUGUAAAAGUUUAUCAUGUUAUCAUCAAACUCUUACAGAAUGAAGCAUGAUCAUGGUCUUCUCUCUCUGUCCAGAAACAGCUCCAGCAAAAUAACCCCAUCAAAUUACAUCACCUGCACGUUAUUUGUAAUCGAUCCAAAUUGUAUCAACGACAACAAACCCCUUGUCGGUAAAAGCUCUCCUCUAUCAUAAGUAUCCAGAACCCGCUCUGGAAUCUCCACACUUAUACGCUCGCUUCUAACUGUCAUAUCAAUCCCUGCAAUCAUUCCCACCUUCCGGUGGCUAAGCUUACCGACCCAGCUGUCACCAACGCCGUCGCUCGGCCGAAAAGUCACCGGAACGUUGUUUGGUAACCGGAGAGGACAUGUCAGCUUUGCGGUGCAAUAUGAUCCACGGUCCGCACCUGUUCUGAUCAUUGAACUGGCGGUGUCCACGGCGGCGCUCGUUAAGGAGAUGUCCUCAGGGCAAGUAAGGAUCACACUUGAGUGCGAGAAACAGCAACACUCCGGGUUGUCUAGUCGUCGGGGAGACUCUAAGCUGUUCAACGAACCCACAUGGACGAUGUACUGUAACGGAAGGAAUUAUGGAUACGCGUCGUCAAGGGCGUGCUCAGACUCCGACUGGCACACACUGAGCACGGUGCAGAGAGUCUCAGUAGGAGCUGGUGUUCUACCGGUGUUGGAAGGCAGCAGAAAAAGUAGCGCCGGAGGAAGUUGCGGAGAGUCGGAGGGCGAGUUCCUGUACAUGAGAGCGAGAUUUCAGCGAGUCGUGGGGAGUCGUGACUCGGAAGCUUAUUAUAUGAUGAACAUGGAUGGAAACAGAGGGCCUGAAUUCAGUAUAUAUUUACUUAGAGUAUAAUUUAAAAUUUAGUAUAAUUUGAUGGCUGUUGUGUUUCUGUGAUACAUGUUAUUUAGUUUUUCUCAUUUACUUGUCUUAGUGUCUAGCAUUAGAGAGGUAAGAAUUCUUAUAAAAAUCUAUAGGUGAAAUCUCACUCGAAGCCAUUAAUUA
Molecule: messenger RNA, 1164 nt
Organism: Lactuca sativa (garden lettuce)
Lineage: Eukaryota; Viridiplantae; Streptophyta; Magnoliopsida; Asterales; Asteraceae
Product: protein MIZU-KUSSEI 1
Biological process (GO): hydrotropism
Source: RefSeq, a predicted model, not a curated record